AUGAGAAUGAAACCUAAUCGAUUCUUUGCGCACCGCAAUCUAUCGCAAUUUAUUUCGAGGCGAUGCAAAGCUGCGGCUACUGGAACAAGAGCCUUCUCUUCAGCAGUGCAAGUGGACCGUCAUCGCCAAAAGAAGGACGAGAGCAAAAUUCCCAAUGAUGGUUUGACUUUGGGAGACUUUGUACACAACAAAGGAAACGUGAGUGGUGAUAUUACUAGUGAGCGUAGUAAUAGUGGAUUAUCCUUUCACAUAAAGACCUAUGGUUGUCAAAUGAAUGUGAGCGAUUCCGAUAUUGUGCGGGCCGUCCUUUUGGAACAAGGAUAUACGGAAGCCCAAGAGGAGGCCGACGCGGACGUGUGGUUGACCAAUACUUGUGCGAUUCGUGACAAGGCGGAACAAAAAGUUUGGCAACGUCUGCACACUUUGAAGAAACGAAAAUCGUCAAACCAAGUGGUGGGUCUGCUGGGGUGCAUGGCGGAACGCCUGCAAGAUGAGUUGCUGAAGGAAAACAUGGCAGAUCUCGUGGUUGGACCAGAUGCCUAUCGGGAUUUGCCGCGGCUCUUGAGAGAUUUGACCGAUAGUGAAGAUCCAUUGGAGCAGGCAAUCAAUGUGCAACUGAGUCUGGAGGAGACCUACCAAGAUAUUGUCCCAGUCCGCGAUGGAAAAUCCACGACUUCUGCCUUUGUCAGUAUUCAAAGGGGCUGCUCCAACCGAUGCUCCUUUUGUAUUGUUCCAUUCACCAGAGGUCAAGAGCGAAGCCGUCCGGUUGAAAGUAUCGUCAAUGAAGUGAGGGAGCUGGUGGAAGUCCAGAAUAUGAAAGAAGUAGUCCUGUUAGGGCAAAAUGUCAACUCGUACCAUGAUCGAUCAGAGGCGGCACUCGAAGCACGACCAUUCAACACUACACCCAGCCUUUCCAACUCUGGAUUUCGCAACCGGCUACGGCGUCCAUCGCAAGGUGGAUAUACCUUUGUGGAUUUGGUGGAGGCCAUCUCUGACAUUUCUCCUGAAUUGCGACUGCGUUUUACUUCUCCACACCCCAAAGACUACCCACAAGAACUCCUUCAUCUCAUGGCAGAACGACCCAAUAUUUGCAAUCAACUUCACAUGCCAGCUCAGUCUGGUUCCACUAGUAUGUUGAAACGAAUGAAACGAGGUUACACUCGAGAGGCCUACUUUGAAUUGAUUGACUCGGUGCAAACUAUUAUUCCCGAUAUAGCACUCUCGUCGGAUUUCAUUGCUGGAUUCUGUGGCGAGACGGAAGAAGAGCAUCGAGAUACAGUAUCUUUGUUGGAACACGUCCAGUACGAACAAGCCUUUUUGUUUGCCUACAGUAUGCGCAACAAGACUCAUGCUCAUCGUACCAUGGAGGACAAUGUUCCAGCAGAUGUGAAAUCUCGACGACUCUCGGAAAUCAUUGAUACCUAUCGUACCAAUGUGCAAAUCAAGAAUGAGCGGGUGGAACAAGGAAAGCUACGACUGGUCUUGUUGGAGGGAGAAGCCAAACGACAAACCUUUCCAGGAAUGACCACUUGGCAUGGAAGAACGGACCAAAAUAAGCGCAUCAUGUUGCCAAUCAACGAAUCCAUUGGCGCCAUUGACGAAUCGCACGCUCGUUUGAUCCUCCAGCAAAGUUUGGACGGAUCGACUACUGGCUUGUUGCCACCACCCAGACAACGAUCCAGUGUGACUGCUGGAGAUUACGCGGUAGUGCAAGUCACGGACGUCAAGGGUCAUACAUUGAGAGGAAAACUCUUGUGGAAAUCGACUCUUGCUGGAUUUGCAGAUAUGGAAUCGAAUCAUCUAUCCAAGAUUGGAGACGAGGGCAUCGCUAGAUUCGAAAGAAGACUGGAGGAAGAGAUUGGCAUGGAUUCUUUGAGCAUGGAUCAGCAAAGUUUGGUGGUCUAG
This is a messenger RNA of Cylindrotheca closterium, 1905 nucleotides long. The record is from the annotation of a GenBank genome assembly. NCBI's taxonomy places the organism in Eukaryota, Bacillariophyta, Bacillariophyceae, Bacillariales, Bacillariaceae.